UUUUUUUGUGUGUGUGUGUGUGUGGCUCUUGCGAGGCCGAGCAAGUGGCUGGCUGGGGGCUGCUCGGAAGGGGCCGCUGGUUGGAGUUGGUUGGAGGCGCCGGCUCCCCUCUCCGCCGCAGACGCUGAGGAGCCAGCCACGCCACGCCACAGACAAGUGAAGCACAAGCGCCGACCAGCCGGGGACUCCGACGCCGGCGCAGCGCCCCCGCCCUAUCCUGCAGGAUGUUGGCCAGGUCGCCGGCGCUGCCCUUCCCCUUCCCGACGGCCACUGAAGCUUCCGCUUCGCCGGCCUUCUUUCAACCUUGUCAUCUCUUGGCUUCCCCAACUGUGAUCUUUUCCAACAAGAAACAUGGAACAAGAUUAACUGUCCAGCCAAACAUUCAGCACGGAAAAGCACAGCACGCAAGCAGGAUUCACACAAGAUGGCGGGCGCUCUCAUCUGACCCGGCUCAGGCCGCCGCUGUCGUGGAUGCCGGUGACAGCAAGACAUGGGAAGAGUGCAAGCAGAUACUCACCUCACUGAAUUUCUCCACCGAAGACGCCGAGAAGAUGCUGAAGAAGGCGUUCGGAUGGCUCCAUUCGCCGUACUGGACCGAUGAGAGAAAGAAGGAGGUUCCGAGCGCGGAGGUGGUAAAUGGAGUGCUGGACUACGUCAGGGGCCUCGGGCUCUCUGAUGACGACCUUUACAAGCUGCUCAAGAAAUUCCCGGAGGUUCUUGGGUGCGAUCUCGAGAGCGAGGUGAAGCUGAAUGUCGGCAAGCUGGACAGUGACUGGGGGAUAAACGGCAAGACUCUCCGGAGCGUUCUGUUACGGAAUCCCAAGGUUUUGGGCUACAAUGUGGACUGCAGAGGGGACUGCGCGGCGCAGUGCACCCGCUGCUGGGUUAGGUUUUAGUGUGUUGUUCUGCGCUGUUACGGUGGAGAAAUUCAGAAGCUCAGAUGAUACGUUACCAACUGUCUGUCUGUUUUUGUAUAGGUUAUAUUCAAACCAAGCAGAUUUGUAUAGAUGGAUGUACAUGUACUCCCUCCGGGAGGGUUUACAAAGCUAAUUUGAUUUGUCUCAA
This is a messenger RNA of Triticum aestivum (bread wheat), 1065 nucleotides long. RefSeq lists its product as uncharacterized. The record is from RefSeq and is a predicted model, not a curated record. The transcript is spliced from 3 exons. NCBI's taxonomy places the organism in Eukaryota, Viridiplantae, Streptophyta, Magnoliopsida, Poales, Poaceae. The coding region runs from base 225 to 896 and encodes 223 amino acids. Gene Ontology annotation, molecular function: double-stranded DNA binding. Gene Ontology annotation, biological process: regulation of DNA-templated transcription.